UGUUGAGCUUUUAGGCUAUGCAUCUCUCUGUCUGUUUGUCCAUUUAUUGAAAUGGCAGAAGGCAGUUUUUCUCAGGAUCAGUUCAGCUGUUCAGUGUGUCUGGAUCUACUGAAGGAUCCAGUGACCAUUCCUUGUGGACACAGUUACUGUAUGAGCUGUAUUACAGACUGCUGGGAUCAAGAUGAUCAGAAGGGAGUCUACAGCUGCCCUCAGUGCAGACACUCCUUCACUACAAGACCUGCUUUAUUUAAGAAUGUGAUGUUUGCUGAAGUGCUGGAGAAACUGAAGAAGACAAAACUUCAAACUGCUCGUCCUGCUCACUGUUACGCUGGACCUGGAGAUGUAGAGUGUGACGUCUGUACUGGGAAAAAAUACAAAGCUGUCAAGUCCUGUCUGGAGUGUCUGAACUCUUACUGUCAAAAUCAUCUUGAACAACAUGAGAAUCUCUUUAAAGAUAGGAGGCAUAAUCUGAUGGAUCCCACUAGACGACUCCAUGAGAUGAUCUGCUCAAAACAUAAUAAACAGCUGGAAAUCUACUGUCGUACUGACCAGAUGUGCAUUUGUUAUCUGUGUACGAUGGAUGAACAUAAAAACCACGAUACUGUAACAGCUGCUGCAGAGAGGACUGAGAAACAGAGUCUUUUGGGAGAGACACAGAGGAAACUGCAGAAAAGAAUCCAGGAGAGCGAGAAGAAGCUUGAGGAGCUGAGAGAGGCUGUGAAGUCUCAUAAGCGCUCUGCACAGACAGCAGUGGAGGACAGUGAGAGGAUCUUUACUGAGCUAUUGCGCUCCAUUGAGAGAAGCCGUUCUGAGGUGACACAGCUGAUCAGAGAUCAGGAAAAGGCUGCAUUGAGUCAAGCUGAAGGACUCUUGGAGCGACUAGAGCAGGAGAUUGCUGAUCUGAGGAGGAGAGAUGCUGAGCUGGGGCAGAUUUCACACACACAUGAUAACACACAAUUCCUGCAGAGUUUCCAGUCUCUAUCUGCACCUCCUGAAUCUACAGUUUUAUCCAACAUUACUGUCAGUUCUCUCCUCUCAUUUGAUGAUGUAGGAAAAUCUGUCUCUAAACUGAAAGAAAAACUGCAGGAUUUCUGUAAAGAGAUAGAAAAGAUAGCUGAUAGAGGUAAAGUAUUAAAUGUUCAUUUACUCUCAAAAAUAAGUUUUGUUUCAUUUAGAACAAAAGAAACUGGAGGGGAAAUAUUUACUUUUACAGUAAUAAUGUCUGUUUAUUCCUUAGUGACAAACAUCAAAAUUAUUCCAUCCAAAGAACCCAAGAUCAGGGAGGAGUUCCUACAGUAUUCCAGUCAGUUCACUCUGGAUUCAAACACAGUGAAUAAAUACCUCCGUCUGUCUGAGGGGAACAGAGUGGUUACUUACACUGACACAGUCCAGCAGUAUCCUGAUCAUCCAGACAGAUUUGAUGGUGUUUCUCAGGUGUUGUGUAGAGAAAGUGUGUGUGGACGCUGUUACUGGGAGAUCGAAUGGAGUGGGAGUUACGGUGUGGAUAUAUCAGUGUCAUAUAAGAACAUCACCAGGACGGGACGGAUAAAGUGUGCAUUUAGAUAUAAUAAUCAGUCCUGGAGUUUGUACUGCUCUCCUUCCAGAUACUCAUUCGUGCACAAUACAGAACGGACUGAACUCCCUGUGUCCCACAGCUCCUCUAGAAUAGGAGUGUAUGUGGAUCACAGUGCAGGAACUCUGUCCUUCUACAGCGUCUCUGACACAAUGACCCUCAUCCACAGAGAACAGACCACAUUCACUCAACCUCUCUAUCCUGGGUUUGUGUUAAAUAGGGGAUCAACAGUCAAACUGUGUCAUUAACAAAAUAGAAGAUAAAGUUAUUCUACAAAUAAUAUUGUCAUAUCACAGCUUUGAACUCCAUGAUAAAUCAGUAACAGUUUGAAUAAAAAAGAAAUCAACACUUGUCACUGAUAUAACACAUCAGAUUUUACAGUAAUUGAAUAAAAACCUCAUCAGCCAAAUCAUAUCAGCCCAAA
Molecule: messenger RNA, 1997 nt
Organism: Myxocyprinus asiaticus (Chinese sucker)
Lineage: Eukaryota; Metazoa; Chordata; Actinopteri; Cypriniformes; Catostomidae
Product: E3 ubiquitin-protein ligase TRIM16-like
Exons: 5
Coding region: 52-1821 (589 amino acids)
Molecular function (GO): zinc ion binding; protein binding
Source: RefSeq, a predicted model, not a curated record